Mytilus trossulus (common blue mussel) is the source of this 2878-nucleotide messenger RNA. Its product is annotated as ceramide kinase-like. Bases 13 to 1689 code for a protein of 558 amino acids. Gene Ontology annotation, molecular function: ceramide kinase activity. Gene Ontology annotation, biological process: phosphorylation; ceramide metabolic process. The transcript has 12 exons. The record is from RefSeq and is a predicted model, not a curated record. Lineage: Eukaryota; Metazoa; Mollusca; Bivalvia; Mytilida; Mytilidae.
GUAAACAAAACGAUGGCAGACUAUGGAGAACCAAUUUUUCAGUCCACUCUACACAUACAAAAAGUAGCACACCAAGUUGCAUUAACAUCUAGUCAUCUUAUUUGGGAACAAGCAUCGAAAGGUGGACCCCUUGACAGUCCGUCUUCUGAGCCACUGUUUUGUCAUAGAAAUGCAAACACAGUGCCACUGAGAGAAGUAAUAAUUGCUACACAUGAAAAGGAUAAACAAAAUCCAAGUCUGCCAUCGGUGAACAAAAAUCAAGGGGUGAAGGCUAAAGACACAACACAUCUAUACAUAGAGUUACAAUGUCCAUCUUUCAUUGUUAAUAUAUUGAGCAGAGGAUCAAAACAUAAAUGGAAGUACAAGAAGUUAUCCUUUGUCUGUCAGGAUUCUCACUUAUGCAGUCAGUGGGUCAGAAAUAUCAAUGAUGCGCUUGAUAAUCCAGAUUUUAAAAGACCAAAACAUCUCCUGGUAUUUGUAAAUCCAUAUGGAGGUAAACGACAGGGACCAAGUUUAUAUAAAGACAAAGUUGCUCCAUUAUUUGAGAUGGCUGGCAUCAAAACUGAAGUUAUAACCACACAGAGAGCAAACCAUGCCAGGGACACGUUACUCGAACAUGACCUUCAAAAGGUUGAUGGGGUUGUAUGUGUAGGAGGUGACGGUAUGUUCUCAGAGUUACUUAAUGGUCUGUGUGAACGAAAAUUAAAAGAGGCAGACCUGGAACAAACACAAGAACAAAAUCCUAUACCACCUGAUAUAAGAAUUGGAAUUAUACCAGCAGGAUCAACAGACUGUAUAGUUUACACCACCGCAGGAACAAAUGAUCCAGUUACUUCAGCAUUACAUAUUAUACUAGGUGACAAUGUAGGUUUAGAUGUCUGUUCAAUAUACUCAAAUGGUAAAUUCCAACGUUACAGUGUCUCAAUGUUAGCAUAUGGUUACUAUGGUGAUAUUUUGUUAGAUAGUGAAAAAAAUCGAUGGAUGGGACCAAAAAGAUAUCAUGUUGCAGGUGCCAAAAAAUUCCUUGGAAACAAGGCAUACCACGGAGAAGUCACAUUUAGAUUGUCGUCAGACUCGGAUAGUAAUCCAAGAGAUAAAAAGAAAUGUUUGAAUGAGUGUAAUACUUGUUGUCUGGCUGGUUCCAGGGCAGUUGAUAAGCACUCAAAGAUGAACGAUGAAUCAGAUGGUGUACACAAGUUCAAGGGUAAAUUUAUGGCCAUUUGUAGUUUUACAAUGUCAUGUGUGUGUGCAUUGACCCCUGCAGGUGCAUCACCUUACUGUCAUUUAGGUGAUGGAACAACUGAUCUCAUGCUGGUACAGGAAUGCUCGAGGUUUAAAUUUCUGAAACAUUUGAUGAGGGUGGCUGACAGAACAGCUGAUCAGUUUGAUUUUGACUUCAUUAAAAUAUACCGAGUGAAAGAAUUUAGUUUUCGUCCAUUUCCUGAACAUGAAGAAGAACAAAAGGAAGAUACAGCUUCAGGAGGAAUAAAACAUUCCAAACUUCCCUCGUCUAGAAUGAAGACAAGUGUAUGGAAUUGUGAUGGGGAAGUUAUACCACACCCUUCAUUACAAGUCAGAGUUCAUUGCCAGCUUGUAAAGUUAUUUGGAAGAGGUAUAGAAGAAAUAGAAUCAAAACAUAUGUGUAAUUGCUGUUGUUCACUAGGAGAACUACCACCAGAUACUCCAUGAUAUACUGCAGCCUUUACAGAAGAAGAUUAACAUAGUUUACACCAUGCAAUACAGUUCAAAAAUCCUCUGUGAUAUGCAGGACAUAUGAAGUCCCAAAAAACUUUUUUUAUUUUUUUAGGAAAUAGUUUUGGGAAAAAUUAAGUUGAUUAAUUCUUAGGUAGUAUUUAUGUUAAUCAAGAAAUUAAUUUUAAAAAAGAAAAUGCUGUUAUCUAUGAUUAUAAAUAACAUAAUCCUCAAAGUCAAUUCAGUGGCGGAUCCAGAACUUUUCCUUAAGGGGGGGCGCUACUGACCUAAGGGGGCCCCACUUCAGUCAUGCUUCAAUGAUUCCCUAUAUAAUCAACCAUUUUUUCCCACAAAAGGGUGGAAUUUUCCACACUAACGUGCAUACAUAAUUACUUUUAAGUUUCUCAAAAAGAGCCACCAUUAAUUUACUUUCAAAAGUUCUAACAAAAAAAUGGACCUAUAAUUUCUGUUAGUCAAUUUGUCACAAUAUAGAUCCACUGCAAAAAACAAAUACUUACAUUUAUAGUGAGAACAUAAUUAGCCUCUUGGAAGUGUAGAAAAGGGAGAUAAUAAAUAAAAGUUAAAGAAUCCAUUCAACCUUUUAACCACAAUUUCUCAUAUCCUUGAAUUCUUAUAAAAGAGAUUGAUUGAAUAUUAUAUUCUGUACUAACCUUUUUUUAGCUCACCUGACCUGAAAGGUCAAGUGAGCUUUUCUCAUCACUUGGCGUCCGUCGUCCGUCGUCCGUAAACUUUUACAAAAAUCUUCUCCUCUGAAACUACUGGGCCAAAUCUAACCAAACUUGGCCACAAUCAUCCUUGGGGUAUCUAGUUUAAAAAAUGUGUCCGGUGACCUCGCCAUCCAACCAAGAUGGCCGCCAUGGCUAAAAAUAGAACACAGGGGUAAAAUGUAUAUUUUGGCUUAUAUCUUUGAAACCAUAACAUUUAGAGCAAAUCUGACAUGGGGGUAAAAUUGUUGAUCAGGUCAAGAUCUAUCUGCCCUGAAAUUUUCAGAUGAAUCAGAAAACCUGUUGUUGGGUUGCUGCCCCUGAAUUGGAUAUUUUAAGGAAAUUUUGCAGUUUUUGGUUAUUAUCUUGAAUACUAUAAUAGAUAGAUAUAAACUGUAAACAGCAAUAAUGUUCAGCAAAGUAAGACCUACAAAUAAGUCAACAUGACCAAAAUUGUCAGU